Molecule: messenger RNA, 2148 nt
Organism: Zootoca vivipara (common lizard)
Lineage: Eukaryota; Metazoa; Chordata; Lepidosauria; Squamata; Lacertidae
Product: HLA class II histocompatibility antigen, DR beta 5 chain
Source: RefSeq, a predicted model, not a curated record
UUUAUCUCUCAGCACAUUGUGUACUCACAUCCUUUCUGGAGAAAUGAAAGUAAGCACGGCGGCCCCAAAAUGCCCUGCUUCUUGUGUUUGCUGCUCUCCUUGCAGGGUGCAUGGGCAGCCGUGCUAAUCCAAGUCCCUUCAUCCCCAAUCCUGGCAGGGCCACACUCUGAUGUAUACCUGCCUUGCCACUUCUCCUUAGACCCUCCCAGACCCAUAAACGUUGAUUUCCUGAUUGUGAAAUGGUCGCUGAGAAGAAAAACCGUUGCACUGUUCGAUACCAGCAUCACAGCGUUUAGACCAAGGGGAGCAGUGCUUGAUGAGAUGCGGCUGCGAGAGGGCAACGCCACCCUCUACCUGUCAGAUGUAAGGGAUGAGGAUGCUGGGGAAUAUACGUGUUAUGUUCUCCAUACUCCUGACAGUGCUGAAAGGAAGGUGGCAUUGAAAGUAGAAGUUGCCCCACGCCUAACACUCGGCCCCACAGAAGUGCUGCUGGGCAAACCAAGCAACUUGACGUGCGCAGCAUCCGACUUUUACCCUGGCAAUGUUUCUGUGAAGUGGCUGCGAGGCAGUGAGACUCUGAAAGUUGACUCGCCCCCUGGCAAGCGUGGGCCCAAUUACCUCUUCUAUGCAGAGAGUAUCCUGAACUUCAUACCACAAAUGACUGAUGUUGAUGUUACCUUUUCAUGCCACAUCCAACACCAAGCGGUAAAAGACCCACUCAGUCAAAAUUUUGAGCUAAAGGUAGUAGCUCGCCCAGAAAUGCAUAUGGUCACCAGGCCACCAGGGAAGACGUUCUUGGUAGCUGAGUGCCUAGUGUGUGGGUUUUACCCACAAAACGUUAAAGUGCAGUGGCUGCAAAAUGGGGAGCCGAUACAAGAGGGAAUAUGCGAGUUGGAACCUGAACAGAAUCCUAACGGGACGUUCUCAACCAGAAGCAUCUUCCUCCCAAAGCAGGGCCAUUUUGCAGGCAGUUAUACCUGCCAGGUACAACACAAAGCACUGGAGGCACCACUGGAGGUGACGAUCCCCUGGGAGCCAGAAGGUGAGGAUGAUGGGAUUACCCAUCCCUCAUCCCCAGAAUGUAGUACCAAAUCACAUCAGCCCAAACUUAAACCUGCAUCUCCAACUGACUCUCCUCCAGUUCCAGGAUACUUUGGAUCACGGAUGGCUUGGCUGCUAGGACUUAUUGGAUUCAUUUUGGGGCUUGGCCUAGGAGUUGGAGCGACAAUGAUGUACUGUAAAAACAGAACAGCCAAGUACGAGCAAGCUGCGCCGAAUGACGAAACCCUCCUGAAGAAGAUGGGAGAAGAUGUCGAAAGCCAUGAGGGGAAAGCCAGAUGAAGUUUUUUUGUAUCUAACAGUCCACGGAAUGACAUUUUGGCAAAGGGUUGUUCCAGGCAAUGUAAUAUUGUUGUAUUUCAUUAUGUAUUUCCUAGAAAAUGCAUUUCCAGUAUGAUAAUUGCAGGAGGCUUUAUUUUAAAGUCAAGGCGAUUUAAAUAAUUUAAAAUCAACCUUAUAUUCAGAGAUUAUAUAUAUAUAUAUAUAUAUAUAUAUAUAUAUAUAUAUAUAUAUAGUUGAGCUCUACACUCUUCGGGAAUUUAAAGGAACCAAGGAAUAUUGAGAUUUUUAAGAUGGAUAUUAUAUUUUGUUAGUUUCAGGGCUCUGCCUCUGCCAACUCAGGGCCCCGAACGAGCCCAAGGAACACCUGAUCCAGGCUGAUCUUCAUACUGAUGACCUGUUGUGUUGUGACAUACGAAAGAGUGCCUAGGUUCGAGGGUUGGGCUACUGUUUAAGUAGGGUUAAUAAACCCUUCAUGUCAGGAGGGAGGCUGGGGGAACAAGAACCUCCGUCUCCUUGCCUUCCCGUUCUGACUGCAGCAUCGAGAGCAAGAGGGUUCAAUCCUGCCUGGUGCUGCUUUACCAACACAUCCCCCAUUCUGCCAUCUCCUCUUUCCCCGCCCUAGUUUGUGUGUGAUAUGAUUUGUUUUCUCCUUUAGUUUUUCACCUUAUACCCUGCAUUAUCUGUAUGGCUAUACUUUAGUUUCACCUGUACUAAGUUACACAUUAUUUGAUUUUUUUUGUGUGUUCUGAAUUCUGUAUGGAAAAACAAAUUUCAAUAAAGUGUUGUUGUUUUUUAAAGAAAAAAAAA